This is a messenger RNA of Papilio polytes (common Mormon), 1543 nucleotides long. It is a transcript of the gene Hibch, whose product is annotated as 3-hydroxyisobutyryl-CoA hydrolase, mitochondrial. Bases 372 to 1475 code for a protein of 367 amino acids. The record is from RefSeq and is a predicted model, not a curated record. Gene Ontology annotation, cellular component: mitochondrion. Lineage: Eukaryota; Metazoa; Arthropoda; Insecta; Lepidoptera; Papilionidae. Gene Ontology annotation, molecular function: 3-hydroxyisobutyryl-CoA hydrolase activity. The transcript has 5 exons. Gene Ontology annotation, biological process: L-valine catabolic process.
CAUUAAGAACUAACGAAUCUGUAAUGUUACAAUAUUAAGAUAAAGAUAUCGUUUACACGAUGCGAGUUCAAGUUAAUAAAGUUUUUAAAGUGUUGCCCAAUUCUCAAACACGUUAAAAACACUUGUUGCAGCUGGUCUAGUUUUGUGUUUGCAAAAUUUUAAUUUGUAAUCACCCGGCUUCUUGACACUUGUGAAAGAUAAAUUUUAUCCUUUGCACCCCACCAAAUAAUAUUUCCAACACGCAAUUUCUAUACUGUAACUGUAAGGCAUAUUUUUUAAUAUUUUUGUGCUUUGAAGUUAGACUUUGUGUAACUUGAAGAACUUGAAGGUCGUAUUACAUUUAAUGAAUAUUGAUAAGGUUCAAGUUCAACAUGUUUAAAAUAGGCACUAAUUUGACUAGGAACACUACAGUAAUUUUCAAACGUCUAAUGUCAUCACAAGAACAGGAAGUGCUGUUUGAGACAUUGAACAAUGCUGGAGUUAUCACACUAAACAGACCAAAGGCUUUAAAUUCAUUGAACACUAACAUGGUGGCAAUGAUGCUGCCUCAAUUACAAGAAUGGGAGAGGAGCAAAGGCUUGGUUAUCAUAAAAGGUGCAGGAGAAAAGGCAUUCUGUGCCGGGGGAGAUGUUAAAUCUGCAAUAGACAGGGUAGAAGGGCCAAAAUUCUUCCAUACAGAAUAUAAUGUUAACUAUUUGAUAGGGAAAUACAAGAUUCCAUACAUAGCUUUUAUGGAUGGCAUCACUAUGGGUGGUGGUUUAGGUGUGUCUGUACAUGGCAGGUACAGGAUUGCUACAGAGAAAACAUUAAUAGCUAUGCCCGAGACUAAGAUAGGACUGUUCCCAGAUGUAGGUGGCUCAUACUUCCUGCCCCGGCUGCAGGUCAAUUUAGGAUUAUACCUGGGUUUAACAGGUGAUAGAUUAAAAGCAAAGGAUGUAGUAAAAUCUGGAAUAGCAACUCAUUUUGUACCAAGCAGACGUUUGUUUGAACUGGAGAAACUUCUGUCUCGCUGCAACAACGACUCUGAGAUCCGCAAUCUGCUCAACAAGUUCAAUGAGCCUCCCGAAGAAUUCUCAUUAGCUCCUAAUAUUAAACACAUCAAUUACUGUUUUGCUGCAUCCACUAUUGAGGAAAUCAUUGAGAGGCUGCAAAAGGUGCAGAAUGACUGGUCGGUUAAAACUUUAAAGACCCUGAGUGAGAUGUGCCCGGGCUCACUGAAGAUAACCAUGCGAGCGCUGCAGCGAGGUGCGCAGCUGGAGCUGGCGCAGUGUCUGCGCAUGGAGUACCGCCUCGCCUGCCGCGCCACGGAGAACCAUGACUUCCCAGAAGGUGUUCGAGCGCUCCUCAUUGACAAGGACAACAACCCGCAGUGGAACCCAAAGACUCUGGAUGACGUCACAGAAGACUAUGUAGAGAGUUAUUUCAAGAAGCUCCCAGAGGACCGUGAGCUCAAAUACUUUGAUGCCAAACUGUAAUUCUUUACAAGUACUCAUUAAUUGCACAUUUCCUAACGUACAUAAUUUUAGGGAUGCAAAAUGCAAAA